AUGCUGCGGCGCACAGCUUUGAAUGCGACGUCCUGUCUGCUUGCACGACGUCCAUUCACUGCCGCGGCCACUGCUGCUGCUGCUCUCAAUGAAAAACUGACCCCUGAGGAACAGGCUGAGAAGCAAAGGCUCAUCAAAGAGCUCACGAAGAAGCUUGCAGGUCCUCUGGCUGACGAGAAUGGCAACGUGCCCGCUGGGAAGGACCGUCCUAUCGCUAUUGAAGUGGAUGGUCCGAGCCACUUCUAUGCGAACAGCACCAAGUACACGGCAUAUACGAAGUUGAAGCACCGCCUUUUGACGCGAAUGGGCUACAAAGUCCUGCACGUGCCGUACUUCGAGUGGAGGAAGCUCCGUGGUGCGAAGGAGAGAGAGGAGUAUAUGCGAACCAAGCUCAAGUGA
Perkinsus marinus ATCC 50983 is the source of this 399-nucleotide messenger RNA. RefSeq lists its product as hypothetical. Bases 1 to 399 code for a protein of 132 amino acids. Gene Ontology annotation, biological process: regulation of mitochondrial mRNA stability; mitochondrial RNA processing. Gene Ontology annotation, molecular function: RNA binding. The record is from RefSeq and is a predicted model, not a curated record. NCBI's taxonomy places the organism in Eukaryota, Perkinsozoa, Perkinsida, Perkinsidae. Gene Ontology annotation, cellular component: mitochondrial matrix; ribonucleoprotein granule. The transcript has 3 exons.